UCUCUCUCUCUCUCUCUCUCUCUCUCUCUCAUUCAUGAUCUAAUCAUCAUCAUCCCUCACCACACCACACCACACCACACCACACAAAACUUUCACUCCCUCCCCCUCCUCUCCUUUUCGGAGCCUGGAAAAGUCCAACACCUCCGGCCUCCCUCAUUAUUAUAUUCUUUUCCCAAUUUGACAAUUCCCACAUUUAUAUACACUAUAAAAUACACACUUCAAAACGCUAUCUUCGCUCCUCUCUUCUCCUCUCCAAUCACAACGAAAGCCACAGCCCUCUUUCCACAGAGACAAAGCCACGCCACGGCCAUGGACCCAGGCGGCGCAACCCAUGUCGCCACCGCCCGCAGUGGCUCGACCGCCGGUCAGGUCGGCGUUCAGAUCCACCAGACCCGACGCCUCCCAGAUUUCCUCCAGAGCGUCAAUCUCAAGUACGUCAAAUUAGGGUACCAUUACCUUAUCUCCAAUCUCUUAACCCUCUGCUUCAUCCCCUUGAUUAUCGUAACCCUAAUCGAAGCCUCCCAGAUGGACCUUUACGACAUUCAGCAGCUCUGGCUUCACCUCCAGUACAAUCUCGUCAGCGUCAUCAUCUGCUCCGCCGUCCUCGUCUUCGGUUUGACCGUUUACAUCAUGACCCGACCCAGACCCGUUUAUUUGGUCGAUUACGCUUGCUAUCGCCCUCCCGAUCACCUCAAGGCUCCCUACCACCGUUUCAUGGAGCACUCCAGGCUCACCCAGGACUUUGACGAUUCCUCCCUCGAGUUCCAGCGCAAGAUUCUCGAGCGUUCAGGCCUCGGCGAAGAGACCUACGUCCCCGAAGCGAUGCAUUACAUCCCUCCCAGGCCCUCCAUGGCCGCCGCCAGAGAAGAGGCGGAGCAGGUCAUGUACGGUGCUUUGGAUAAUCUGUUUGCCAAUACCCAUGUCAAGCCUAAGGACAUUGGCAUUCUUGUUGUGAAUUGCAGCUUGUUUAAUCCGACGCCGUCUCUAUCCGCUAUGAUUGUUAAUAAGUACAAAUUGAGGGGUAAUAUUAGGAGUUUCAAUUUGGGGGGAAUGGGUUGUAGUGCUGGGGUCAUAGCCGCUGAUCUUGCUAAGGACUUGUUGCAAAUUCAUAGGAAUACUUAUGCUAUUGUUGUCAGUACUGAGAACAUUACUCAGAAUUGGUAUUUUGGGAAUAAGAAAUCUAUGUUGAUACCCAAUUGCUUGUUUCGAGUUGGGUGCUCUGCAGUUUUGCUCUCUAAUAAGUCUGCGGAUUGGAGGCGGGCUAAGUACAAGCUUGUUCAUGUUGUGAGGACCCAUCGUGGUGCAGAUGAUAAGGCUUUUCGUUGCGUUUACCAGGAACAGGAUGAUAAGGGGAAGACUGGUGUUUCUUUGUCCAAAGAUUUGAUGGCAAUUGCUGGUGGGGCGCUUAAAACCAACAUCACCACUUUGGGUCCUAUUGUGCUUCCAAUAAGUGAGCAGCUUCUUUUCUUUUCGUCACUUGUGGUUAAGAAGCUGUUCAAUGCGAAUGUCAAACCUUAUAUCCCGGAUUUCAAGCUGGCAUUUGAUCAUUUUUGCAUACACGCCGGAGGAAGGGCUGUGAUUGAUGAGCUGGAGAAGAACCUGCAGUUGCUACCUAUACAUGUGGAGGCUUCUCGAAUGACUCUACACCGGUUUGGGAAUACUUCAUCGAGCUCCAUUUGGUAUGAAUUGGCCUACAUGGAGGCCAAGGGGAGGAUCCGCAAGGGCAACCGUGUCUGGCAGAUAGCCUUUGGUAGUGGCUUUAAGUGUAACAGUGCGGUCUGGGAGGCACUUCGGAAUGUGAAGCCAUCUCGUAAUGGUCCUUGGGAAGACUGCAUUGACAAGUAUCCUGUGAAACUAGUUUCCUAGCUCGAGUAACAUUCUUCUGGUUAGACUCUCUCCAUUCCGGUGGUUUGUCCAAGGGGCGUUACAGUAUGUAGCGUUGCUGCUCCUGUAUUGAGAUCAAUGCUUCAGAAUUACCAUGUUGGAUGAUCCUGUAUCUCUAAUUUUUUUUUGUUAACAUUUAGAGUUUAGUUUAGUUUUUUUUAUUUUUAAAAUUCAGUUAUUCAACUUGUAUCAGAAGCCUCUUGUAUUCAAUAUCAAUAAAAUCAAUUCAUUCA
Messenger RNA from Prunus mume (Japanese apricot), 2117 nucleotides. The record is from RefSeq and is a predicted model, not a curated record. NCBI's taxonomy places the organism in Eukaryota, Viridiplantae, Streptophyta, Magnoliopsida, Rosales, Rosaceae.